This is a messenger RNA of Fopius arisanus, 3498 nucleotides long. RefSeq lists its product as uncharacterized. Gene Ontology annotation, biological process: sensory perception of sound. Lineage: Eukaryota; Metazoa; Arthropoda; Insecta; Hymenoptera; Braconidae. The transcript is spliced from 4 exons. The record is from RefSeq and is a predicted model, not a curated record. Bases 1176 to 3149 code for a protein of 657 amino acids.
CCGGUAUUCUCAGUACAGUUACCGUCUUCAACACGUUUGAUACGACGAUAUGGAAUUUCCAAUUAUAUCCGUAAACUCUCGGACACUAUAAUCGUUAAAAUCGCUGUGCAAGAAAAAAAAAAUCAAACAAGUUGUGAUGACCUAUUUCGUCCACAUUGGAUUUAAAUAGUAGUGAAUAAAAGCCUGUUCUAUAUUGUAAUUUCGGGUUUCACCAAUCAGUGACUUCUACCGGCCUCACAAACCUGUCUCACGACAGGUGUAUUUUGAGUGGCUGAACUAGUCCCAUACCGGUGGAGAAACUUGUUCUGUACUGAGUUGAAGUAGACAAGUUGAACGCUUCUCACUCUAAAAAUUUUUGUUGAUUGUUAUUACCCAGUUGUUUCGUUGAACUCUUCAAUAACAUUGAGUUUUUUUUUAUGUUAAGCAUCACUCCUCGCCUUACUAUGAAUGCUUGAGUAUAAACAUUACUUUAUCCACGCCCUUUGGACUUUUUUCUUGGUGUAGUAAUAGGAACCAAGGGAUGCAGUGAAACGCCCUUCUUGCAUAUACAACAUUGCUGCAUCGCAAACAAGUGAGAAUUUCCAAUCAUCGAGAAUACCUGAUAUUGGAGCAGCAAUGAUGUAAUUAGAAACACGUCUAUUUUUUCGAAAACUGACGAAAAUGAUAUACACCGGGGGUUUAAGAAGAUAAAGACAGCAAUAUCCAGGAGUAGCUUAUUCAUUAUUGUUUCCAGAUGUUAUAAACUUAUUUUAUUUGCAGUAAAAUUAAGUUUUUCCCUCCAAUUGAAUUUCUAUGUUAUUCAAUUUUGAAAAGUACCCAAUAUCUUGUCCAAUCUUGAUAUUUAAAGACAUUUUCAUCAAUGUGAUUAAUAUCGUGGUCGACUCAGCCUGUGGACUAAUUAUCGAUGGAGGAACGCAGAGACGAAUAAAUGAGCAGCUUGACGUACCCGUAGGAAUGUUCCUAAGCAAGUGGCGAAAGCGUAUGCUUCAAGACAUCAUACUUCCCAGUGCGAGAAAUUCAUUACACGAGUGAACAGUAGCAACAAAAAUAAAAAGCGUAAACUCAAGAUAACUAAGGAACGUGAAUCAACAACCACACCCAACGAUCACCAAAUUCGUAGUGAAUAAAUUCCAUUGAAAUUACAACCUCAUUUGCAUUAACAACCGAAUGUCCAGAUGGCCGAGGCAAGUACGAUGACCGUACCACCGGUACUGCCAGUUUCGAGCCAUCAUCAGAGCCAGGGUAAUCGUCAGACUGUGUCGAUCCUGGCCGUUGCCCCCACUUUGUCACAGACUCCCUCUGAGGCCAGAGCAACGGUAUACGUAGCAGGUUCCACUAGCAAAACCGAAUCUGCAUCAGUAUGGCGUUCAGCGGCAGAUGUUAAAUUGUCAAACGACUACAGUCAAUCGAAAAUCACCAAAACCGAUUAUCCAGCGCAUGUUGUUAAAAUACAGAUCAAUCCACAGUUUGAGAAUAGCCGUGUUAUAUCGACAGUUAGAUUUUCACCAGAUGAUACUUUAAAUGAUGAAAAUCCUCUAUAUAAUCCAAAUAACGAGGCGUUCAAUAACGGUUUAACUAACGACACACAGCUGAUUGAGAGAAAUUUCGUAAAUAAAAAGGGUUUUGAUAGUGUGCAAAUUAGUGUUUUAGGUAACGACGAUCUAGAAUCAAAGAAAACCGGCGAUAUGGUGCAGAAAGACGAGAUGAAUCGUUCGUGUUUUUAUUACGGAUCAUUUCAGAGCGGAAUUAGCACGAUGAUGAUGUCGAGUGGACAAUGUUCACCUAGUGAUACUCUCGACAGUGGCACAUGCAGUGAUCUGGAUAGCACGCCUCCACCGUUGACUAAGAAGAAGAACUCGAGUACGGUUCUUCUCGGUGCAACUACAAUACACAAACGACGGGGAAGUCUCACAAGCAGUGGGGCUGAGAUUGACAGUGAUGACAACGAGAGCAACAUAAGCUGCGACUCGUUGAACAGUGGGGAAUCGUCAUCUAGAAUGAAUGGACACUCAUCCAACAGUGGAGAAAUUGAUGUUAAGGAUACAUCGACGAAUAUUAGCAAAGAGAUUAUCAACAGGGAUUUAGAAGGAGCUGCUGACGGAGUUCAACAUAUGCUUUUGAAUAAUAAUGAUGAGGAGGUUAAUAAGAAUUAUGAUAAGGAAAAUGACGAUAAGCGUGAUAUGACUGCUCAUGAAACAUCAAACGAUGAUGAAUUAUCUGUGCCUUCACCAUCACAAUCUGGCACUUCCUCGUUGUCAAAGUCCUCCUCGACACCGAGAGUUCGCAGUCCGAACCCGUUGGGUAACGGACAUCAGCAGGCGUUUACUUCGCCAGUCGUUAAGGAAUGCACGUACGAGGAGAGAAAGAGAGAGCAGGGUAGGAUUGAGAUGGAAAAUGCUGUCGCUGAGCACUAUGCCAACUAUAAGAGGGAUAAUGGGAGCAAAUAUGUAUAUGAAGAUGAUCGAUUUUAUGAGUUUCACGUGAAUGAAUUUGAAGGGAGUCAGGAGGAUGUGGCAAAGAGAAAGGAAGUACACCUUGAGGAGUAUUUUGCCGGAUAUAAGAUACUCGAUAAGGACGCCAUAAGAAGUGCCAAGGGAACAGUUAGGGGUGUUAAGAAUCGUGUACGUGCGGGCAUUGCUACAUUCUUGCAGAAUCCAUCAUCAAAGAAUUACAAACAGAAGGAUGCCGGCAAAGUGGUCGUUUAUACAACGUCAAUGAGGGUCGUGAGAAAGACUACUAUUGCAUGCGUUAAGAUGUUGAGGAUCCUGGGCACACAUAUGGUGCAGUAUGAGGAGCGUGAUUUAUUCAAGAGUGGGCAAUUUCAGUCGGAGCUCAAGGAUAGACUUGGCUGUGAUCAUAUUGACGUGCCACAACUGUUUAUCGAUGGGCAGCAUAUGGGGGAUGCUGACGCGGUCGAACGGCUCAACGAGUCCGGAGAAUUGCGACCUAUGCUCAAACCAUACAAGUCCCCAGUGAAACGUGAGGUGUGUCCCUGUUGCGGAGGUGCUGGCAUCAUCCCCUGUUCAGUGUGUAACGGCAGCAAAAAGUCCCCAAGGUGGAACAAUUUCAUGAAUGAAUUCGUUGCUCUGAGGUGCAUGAACUGUGACGAGGUGGGACUAACCCGUUGCCCACACUGUACUAAUCAUUAGACUAAUUUUCUAUUUUAUGGAAUGAAAAAAGGCUCAAUGAAAAAGUGAAUCCACACCGCACCUUCUAAAUUUUCAGAUUCACAUAACAGAUAAUAUUUUGUAAGUUUACGUUAAGUGUUGAUUAACGAAUUACAUAUAAUGAACGAUUAAGGUGCUACUGGACAAAAAUUGUCGUGAAGAUGAUUACUUAGAAAUUUGUCGUUACAUUUGAGCCCUGAUAAUCGUUGAGAUGACAGAAUGAAUUAUUUUAUUAUAUGGUUCUUUUUGUUAUUCCAUAUUCUGAACUAUUGUCAUCGGAUUACAUAAGAAAAAAUUACAUAGCAUUCUGUAAAAUAUCGUGGGUGAAUAA